Messenger RNA from Anguilla anguilla (European eel), 4010 nucleotides. RefSeq names its product sterol regulatory element-binding protein 1-like. Gene Ontology annotation, cellular component: nucleus. NCBI's taxonomy places the organism in Eukaryota, Metazoa, Chordata, Actinopteri, Anguilliformes, Anguillidae. The record is from RefSeq and is a predicted model, not a curated record. The transcript is spliced from 19 exons. Gene Ontology annotation, biological process: regulation of transcription by RNA polymerase II. The coding region runs from base 214 to 3594 and encodes 1126 amino acids. Gene Ontology annotation, molecular function: protein dimerization activity; RNA polymerase II cis-regulatory region sequence-specific DNA binding; DNA-binding transcription factor activity, RNA polymerase II-specific.
CAUCCCGACUGCCAUGCGUUUUUGUAGUUUAGAGGGAGGUGUGUAAUGUACACCCGCUCGCAUUUCACUUUCGUCCUUAAUUAAACUUCUUGAACUGGUAAACAUUAUGAAAUAGUGGUGGUAAUAUUCGCGGAUAAUUCCUUGCUUGACUCUUCAUUAGUUCUAGCUAUCUGAUCCAUGUUCUCUAACGCCAAAUGAUACGUAGCUGUCAACAUGGAUUGCACUUUGGAAGACAUGCUUCAGCUCAUCAGCAACCAGGACAUGGAGUUUGUCAACCUCUUUGAAUCCCCUCAGUAUGUUGGGUGUGCUUCUGCACAGGAACUGUCCGGCUCUCCCCAUGCCAGCCCUCCCCCCUCUGUCCCGUCUCCCUCCUCAUCACUCAGGGGGUCCAGCAACACCCCUCACUUGGAUGCUUUACUGGAAGAUCCUACCGUUCAUGUUGUUCCUCCCCCCCAUGUGGACCAAACUCCUGCCUUUGUACAGCCUCACCUCCCUCAAAUACCGACUCCUGUGACACAACCAGCGCCCCAGUCCACUCAGCGUAACCUGGAGCCAAAACCCCAGGAGGUCUCUCACCAGAGAAAUCCAUCAACACCCCACCCUCCUGCAGGGAUCACCUCUGGGUUCAGCUCUGACCCCCAGGCCAUCCUCACUUCUCCUGUGUCCCAGCUGCAGCAGCCGCAAGCCCUGCGGCCACCAGAACAACCACGGCAGCUGCAGCCACUCAUGAACUACUCCCGUCAGAAUGGAUGCACAGACGGAUCUGACCAUUCGUUUCUAACUCAGCCAGUCUCCCAACCAUACACCAAUCCAGUGGCCAUCCAAACACAGGUUCACAGUCAGCAAACCCAACUGCUCUCGGCCGCAUCAUCAAGCUCACCCGCACAGACCUGCUCUCCUCAUAUUCAGCGAGUCCCAGUGCUUCUUCAACCCCAGUUUAUCAAGGCCAGCUCUCUCCUGUUAACUGCUCUGAAGCCAGAUGGAGGCACUAUGGUGAAUUCUGCCUGUAUCCCCACCCUGGCCACAUCUAGCUCUUGUGUCCAAACCACCCCCAUGCAGGCCCUGAUGAGUGGCAGCACUUUCCUGACCACUGUGCCGGUGAUGGUGGACACGGAGAAGCUCCCAAUCAGCCGCAUUGCCGUCGGCAGUAAGCCCUCAGGGCUGGCUAACAGGGGAGAGAAGCGCACCGCUCACAAUGCCAUAGAGAAACGCUACCGUUCUUCAAUCAAUGACAAGAUCAUUGAGCUCAAAGAUCUGGUGGCUGGAACUGAGACCAAGCUGAACAAGUCCUCGGUAUUGAGAAAGGCGAUCGACUACAUCCGCUUUCUCCAGCAGUCCAAUCACAAGCUGAAGCAGGAGAACAUAGCUCUGAGAACGGCAGUCCAAAAGAACAAGUCUCUGAAGGAUCUGGUGGCCAUGGAUGUGGACAGUCCAGGGUGCGACAUAAAGAACGAGCUGCCCACACCCCCGCCCUCCAAUGCAGGCUCUCCCGUACUCAAUAGCACAUUCUCAUACUUCAGCAGUGACUCUGAGCCGGACAGCCCUAUUGGAGAUGACAUCAAGUCACCGGUGAAGUCAGCCGAGUCCUCCCCCAGCAGAGUGGGCCUGCAGGACCGCUCUCGCGUGACACUGUGCACCUUCACCUUCCUCUUCCUCUCUCUCAACCCCCUGGCAGCCCUAAUGAAAGGAGCGACGUCUGGCACAGCAGCCCUGAGCACCGCGGGGCAUGCUGGGACAGGCCGCACUGUGCUGGGAUUUCAAACGGGAGCGAGCCCAGCGGAGUCCACUGGCCUGCUGAACUGGUUUGGGCCCACCCUCAUCCUCUGGCUGCUGAACGGCCUGCUCACGGCAGCGGUUCUGAUCUGGCUGCUGGUUUAUGGGGAGCCAGUGACCAGACCUCACUCUGGCUGCUCAGUCCUGUUCUGGAGGCACCAAAAGCAGGCUGACCUGGACCUGGCCAGGGGAGACUUUGCUCAGGUUUCUCAGAACCUGCGGACCUGCCUGAAGGCUCUGGGCCGCCCCCUGCCCACCUCUCAUAUGGACUUAGCCUGUGCUGGACUGUGGGCGGGGCUCAGGCUGUGCCUGCAGAGGCUGUGGGUGGGGCGCUGGCUGGCAGGGAGGGCGGGAGGCCUUCGUUUGGACAGUAAGCUGCGGGAAGACACCUGCAAGAGCAACUGCGACGCUGCCCUCGUCUACCACCGCCUGCACCAACUGCACAUGACAGGCAAGCUGGGCGGCAGUGCCCUGUCAGCGGUGCACAUGGCCCUGAGCGCAGUCAACCUGGCCGAAUGUGCGGGGCGUGGUCUGCCCGCGGCUACGCUGGCGGAGAUCUACGCUUCGGCUGCCCUGAGGGUCAGGGCCAGUCUGCCCCAAGCUCUGCACUUCACCUCUCGUAUGUUCCUGAGCAGCGCGCGGCAGGCCUCGCUCUCCCCCAGCGGGAGCGUCCCUCCCGCCAUGCAGUGGCUCUGCCACCCCACGGGCCACCGCUUCUUUGUGGACGGCCGCUGGACGGUCCGCAGCUCCCCUAAAGAGAGCGUCUACAGUCAGGCAGGAAACGCAGUGGACCCGUUGGCCCAGGUAACGCAGGCCUUCCGGGAGCACCUGCUGGAGAAGGCCCUGUACUGCGUGACUGAGCCACAGAGACACGAGUCCCUCUGUGAGGGAGAGGGGAAAUACUCUGACUCUUUGGAGUACCUGCAGCUGCUGUCAAGCUCAUCUGAUGCAGCUGGAGCCACAGUACAGACCUUCGCCAUCGGGACCAACAUGGCCACUAUCACAGGUUGUGACCUUCACUCUAAGUGGUGGUCUUCUGUGCUGGUGGUCAUGAUCAACUGGCUGCAGGGAGAUGCUGCUGCUGCUGAGAGACUCUACCCAGCUGUAGAGCAACUUCCCAGGAGCCUGCUAAGUGCAGAGAACCCUUUGCCCAGAGCGGCCCUGGAUACAUUCCGAGCGGUGCGCUCCCUGCUGGCCAAACCAGAGAGUUACCGGCUGAGCCUGUGCUACAGUGACAGAGCCAGUGCCCUGGUGAAAGACAGCCUGAGCAUGGCUGCGCACUCCCACAGCAGCAACAUCGACCAGAUGGUGGUACUGCUGCUGUGUGACCUGCUCCUGGUCUUGCGCACCAGCGUGUGGCAGCAGCAGCAGCUGAGCUCGGGGCCCGGUGGGGCCCUGCAAGCCCGUCCCCAGGAUCUGCGCGGCUUCCAGCAGGACCUGAGCUCCCUCAGGAGGCUCGCGCAAAGCUUCAGGCCCGCCACACGCAGGCUGUUCCUGCACGAGGCCACGGCUCGGCUGAUGGCUGGAGCCUGCCCCACCCGCACCCACCAGCUGCUGGACCGCAGCCUGAGGCGCCGCCCCCCGCCCGUCUGUAAGACAGAGGGAUGCGAGGCGAGGCUGGGACAGCGGGAGCAGGCGCAGACGGCCAUGCUGGCGUGCCGGUUCCUGCCCCCCUCCUUCCUUUCGGCGCCGGGGCAGCGGGUGGGCAUGCUCACCGAGGCCGCCCGCACGCUGGAGAAAGUGGGCGACCAGCGCAGCCUCCACGAGUGCCAGCAGAUGAUCGCCAAACUGGGCGGCGGCACAGCUGUCACCCCCAUCUAGAGCCACACGCGCAUGCGGCUAAAAAACACAACCUCACACCCUACACAGCCUCACACGACCUCACACCCUACGCAUCCUCAUACCCCACACAACCUCACACCCUCUCACUUCCUACACAACCUCGCACGCUACACAACCUCACACUCUCUCACACCCUCAACAACCACUCACCCUCUCACACCCUAUACAACCUCACACUCUCGCACACCCUCUCACACCAUACACAACCUCACACCCUCUCACACCCUACACAACCUCACACCCUCUAACACUUUACACAACCUCACACCCUCACGCCCUAAACAAGCUCACACUCUCUGACACCCUACACAACCUCACACCCUCUCACACCUUACACAACCUCACACACUCUCACACCCUAUACAACCUCACACCCUCUCACACUCUACACAACC